Molecule: messenger RNA, 2531 nt
Organism: Daphnia pulicaria
Lineage: Eukaryota; Metazoa; Arthropoda; Branchiopoda; Diplostraca; Daphniidae
Product: E3 ubiquitin-protein ligase TRIM37-like
Exons: 14
Coding region: 175-2373 (732 amino acids)
Biological process (GO): protein autoubiquitination; negative regulation of centriole replication
Cellular component (GO): aggresome; peroxisome
Molecular function (GO): ubiquitin protein ligase binding; zinc ion binding; tumor necrosis factor receptor binding
Source: RefSeq, a predicted model, not a curated record
ACGUGUAACCUUGAAUUUCUGCUUCGGGCGGUCACUUGAAGUCGUUUGAUUGUUGUAGAAUGUCUUUGUAAAAUAGUCGAUGUAGUCAUCCAAGUCGUGACAAGAGCUGUUUAUCGAACUCGCUUUUGUCUAUUCCAGUUUUGAGCUUAUUGAUAGGCUUCAUUUAUUUGGAACAUGGAGGGUAUUGCUGAUGUGUUUAGGUGCUUUAUUUGCAUGGACAAAUUGAGGGAUGCAAGAUUAUGUCCACAUUGCUCAAAACUUUGUUGCUUUGCCUGCAUUCGUCGGUGGCUUGUAGAACAGCGCUCACAAUGUCCUCACUGCAGACUUCCACUCAGACCUCAUGAGCUUGUCAACUGUCGAUGGGUUGGAGAUGUUACUCAGCAAUUAGAGAGCCUCCAGCUACAAAGUGCUCCUUCAGUUACACCAUCCAGUUCAGUGUCAAACAGUGCCAGCACCACUGAUUUGUGUGAUAUGCACAGUGAAAAACUCUCAGUCUAUUGUGUCACUUGCAAGAGCUGUAUUUGCCAUAAAUGUGCACUUUGGGAAGGUACUCAUUCAGGCCAUAUGUUUCAGCCUUUAGAUGGAAUGUACGAAACUCACGCAACUAAAAUUCGGGACGGAAUUGCCCAGCUAAGGAGAAGACUUUUAGAAAUAAGCAUGAUCGUUCAAGAUGUGGAGCGUAACGUCGAAAGUGUCCGAACAGCGAAAGAUGAAAAAGUGAGUGAAAUACGUCAUGCGGUAGAAUUGAUAGUAUCUCGUCUAGAUUCUCAGCUACGAAGCAAACUCUUGUCCUUGGUGGGGCAAAAGAAUGUUCUGACUCAAGAAACUGACCAUUUGGAAGCAUUGUUGCAGGAAACUGAAGCAACACUGCAGAAUGAAUCCAAGAGUCAAUUGAUAGCUAAAAGUGGCGAAAUCAUGUCUGCAAUGGACAGAGCCCAGCGUCGAGCCUUGAGCUCUUUCACUUUACACCACGUCCCAGCAGAUUUCCAAAGCGAAAUCGUUCCAGCUUACAGCACUAGCAUCUUUACAAUUGAAGAUUUCAGUAGAAUGAGGAAUAAUGCGGAUCCUAUUUACUCACCACCACUAGUCGUCGAUGGCCUCAAGUGGAGACUUAAGGUUUACCCCGACGGAAAUGGAAUCGUUCGCGGCAAUUACUUGUCUGUUUUUCUCGAACUCACGAGCGGCGUAUCGGAGCCAGCCAAAUACGAGUAUAGAGUAGAGCUGAUUUAUCAAGGGCCGAAUAAUGCGAGUGGUGGUCUCUCCACAAACCGUAAUAUUGUACGGGAAUUUGCCAGCGAAUUCGAUGCCGGCGAAUGUUGGGGCUAUAAUCGUUUCUUUCGCCUCGACCUCCUUGCUUCCGAAGGCUAUCUAAGACCGGAAAGUAAUUCUCUCAUUCUACGAUUUCACGUCCGUCCACCAACGUAUUAUCAGAAAUGUCGUGACCUUCAGCGAUAUCUUUCCAGCAUGUUGCAAAAACAUGCUCGUUAUCUAAACAUCAUAAAAGAUUUCACCGAGGGUAGACAAGACCAAGAGCUUGUGCAAAGCGAAGGGGAAGAAAAUGGUGAUGUGCGCAAUCAAACCAGUUCUGUGACCUCGUCAGUCCCAGAUCGUGGAGCCACAGUUUGUCUAUCAACGCAAACCUCCACACUGAACACGUCAAUAACAGAAAACGACGAAGUUUUAUUAACCGACGAAGUUUUUGAGAGUACCUCACCCUCUCAACGCUUGCUCAAUUUGACCGAUAGCGUCCGUCGAUUGGCUGGCGGGUUCCAAAGCACUAGCGUGCAGCCAGAUGACGAAUGGGUUUCUACUAGCAGCGAAAGCGGGACCCCGAGCCUUGGCAACGACAAUGUUGUCGAUGAAAACAACCUCAGCGAGGGUGAAUUAGAACUCAGCGAAGCUGUAAUUAGCGUGAACCAGUACAUAAUGCAGCCCCGCUUUGCUGGCGCAAACCAUUUCGAUCGCAAUGUCUCGACGUCCAGUAUUCGGGAUGGAGACUUGACUUACCCUUUGAUGGAUCAAACGUUCAGAGAAUUGAACAACGCCACCAUGAACGGGAUAGCGUCCAACGUUUCAGUGCAUUCAUUUGCCGAGCGUGAUUGGGAUCAAGAAACCUUGGAAAUGUCUUCUAUCGUCCCGGAAACGGAACAACCAGUGAGGACGCCAGUUCGAACGACCAGGUUGAGGAGUCCCCAGUCUCACCAGCGGAAGAAUCGACGAGCUCGUGACAACACAUUUCUGCUACCAAGAUUAGGUACCAGUCGUAGGCGCUCAAUCUCACCGCCCCGUAGCCGUGCACCGAUUCCCAGUCCAGCUCCUGCCCCACAAGCAGCAGCCAAUUUCUCUGCCAAAAGCAGUGCCGCUGAAGAAUAAAUAACUUCACUCAUCAGUGCAGCAGAAGAAAGAACAAAUUAAACCCAUCCACACUUCUGAUUUUAACCGACUGUGCUUAUGCACCUUAUUUGUUAUCCCUCUUAUUAAUUAUUAUUAAUUAGAUAUGCGAAUCUGAAAAUAUACACCUUCAAAUUCUA